This is a messenger RNA of Lycium ferocissimum, 727 nucleotides long. Its product is annotated as NADH dehydrogenase [ubiquinone] 1 alpha subcomplex subunit 6. Bases 96 to 494 code for a protein of 132 amino acids. The record is from RefSeq and is a predicted model, not a curated record. The transcript has 2 exons. Lineage: Eukaryota; Viridiplantae; Streptophyta; Magnoliopsida; Solanales; Solanaceae. Gene Ontology annotation, biological process: response to oxidative stress.
ACAUACCCUUACUCUCGAACCUUCUUCUUCCUUCCUGUUUAUUCUCAUCUCUCAGCAAUUCUCACUCAAUUGCAGAGCAAAAAAGGAAAGAAAAAAUGGCGCAAAUGGUGAGAAACAUGAGGGUCCCACCAAAUUCAGUUACUUUAUCAGAGGCUAAGAAGAGGACAUUAGAAUUCUUUAGGUUGUGUUGCAGAUCCAUCCCUGAAAUUAUGGAUAUUUACAACUUAUACGAUGUCGUUUCGCCCUCUCAACUCCGUUCCGCUGUAGCUGCUGAAGUUCGUAAAAAUUCCAACGUUACUAAUCCUAAGGUAAUUGACAUGCUGCUGUUUAAGGGCAUGGAAGAGCUGAAGAACUGUGUGGACCACUCAAAGCAGAGGCACCAUCUUGUUGGCAAAUACGUCGUAGGUAACCAAGGUCUUGUUCAGGACCUUGGACACAAAGAUCAGGGUGCCUCUAAUUUCCUGAAAAACUUUUACAGCAGCAACUACUUCUAGAGUUCUUUGUAGAACUUUGUUUUCUGGUGGGUGAAGUUCCCAAAUAAUGAUGUCAUUUGCUUGCAUCCUACUCUUGGAUAAAUAUAUCUGCUCUUUAUUGGUAAUGAGUACUCUUCUAGAACAGGUUGUUAUGUUGUCUGCUUUGAGAUGGAGACAUGCUCUUUGUUGUUUAUCAUGUAAGAGUUACUCUAUUACUGUCACAUCUGAAGGAAAAAGUGUGAGCCUCUUAAUUA